GAAAAGAGAGUCCAGCUGGAGUCAUCUGUCGCCGAGCCCGAAGAGCACAGCCCGCAGCCGUCACCGUCAAGUCUCCGUCAGCCCGCAUCGAUCCCGAUUACCGGCCGAUCAAUAAUAGAUUAAUCCCAGACCCAGAGAUGCUCCAAAUUCACACCCAUCCCCUCCCCAAAAUUCCCUCCGAUGGGCUCGUCGCCGAUGCUGCGACGACGACCCGUCACUUUGCGUUACGACGUGCGAUUCAGAGUAUUAGCGAUUCUUAGCGAUUCAAAGCGAUCGUACAAAUUCAUCUAUAAGACGAAUUGUGAAACGUAUUGUGUGCGUGAGGAAGGUGCAGCACCGAUCGAAGAUGAAGUACAAAUCGUAACUCCAGAGGCGGUAGAAGAUGAGGUGGCAGAGCAGUCAUAUAUGGGACAGGAUACAGAGAUGCUUGAGGGAGAACCUGGCCCCAGUACGAGCACCCCAUUGCGCCCAACAAGAACGGUUGCCGCGAAAAGGCGGCAUACCGAGAAAGAGGACCAUUUGGAGAGGGCAUUUUUUCAUCAAAUUCUGGAGAUCGCGUCAGAUCCACCACCUGAGGAGUCCCAACAUUUCGCAAAUUUUGUUGCAGCGAAAAUGAGAAAUCUCAACAAUUCUAAAAGGGUGCAUGUUCAAGCAAGGAUAAUGCAAUUAUCUGUCGAAAUUGAAGCUAGAUGUACAGAUAAUAUAUAA
Osmia bicornis bicornis is the source of this 708-nucleotide messenger RNA. RefSeq lists its product as uncharacterized. The coding region runs from base 181 to 708 and encodes 175 amino acids. The transcript has 2 exons. NCBI's taxonomy places the organism in Eukaryota, Metazoa, Arthropoda, Insecta, Hymenoptera, Megachilidae. The record is from RefSeq and is a predicted model, not a curated record.